CAGGGCCAGUUUUAAACCCAGGGCUAAGACUAACACAAACAUUUCGCCCAUCUCAAAAAUGGCAGCUGGAGUGCUUCCUCGGUCUAUCACAUGGAUGCCGACGACGGCCCUGAUUGGUUGGAAGUCUACAGCGCGCUGAAGUAGCCCUGGGGUCGCUUGUGUUUGUCAGAGCGCGGUACUUACAGGACUGCGUCACGGUAUGUCUACUCUGGUUGAAAAAGGUUGCGCUAAAUCGGAGGAUGCAGGGAGACACAAGGAAAUAGAGAAGAUUGCAAUGGAUGAGAGUCAAAUUAAAAAAACUGACAGCAGCAUCUCAGACCAGCCGAUGAACAGCAACCUCCCAAACCCUAUCAUGAAUGAUGUUGAAUUGACUGCGUCUAUCUGUGGAGAUGAAGAACAAAGUGUAAAUAUUGAGGAUUCUGAAGUGUCUAAUUUUUUGGCAAAAGAAACCCGUGAAGAAACGCCGGGAAAAGAAGAGACUCGACUUGACCCUCCUGAUGGGCAGCAAGACCAGAGCAACGAGAGAAAUAAAGAGAAAAAUUUAGGUAAAGAAGUAUUACUUUUGAUGCAAGCUUUAAAUACUUUGCAAACCCCCGAAGAGAAACUAGCAGCUCUUUGCAAGAAAUAUGCUGAUCUUUUGGAAGAGUCUAGGAAUUUCCAAAAACAGAUGAAGGUUUUGCAGAAGACGCAGUCUCAAGUGGUAAAAGAAAAGGUUCAUCUGCAGAGUGAGAACAGCAAGGCGAUUCUGGCACGAAGCAAACUUGAAUCUCUCUGCCGUGAGCUUCAGAGACACAAUAAAACUUUAAAGGAAGAAAAUCUUCAUCAAGCACGGGAAUACGAGGAAGAGCGCAAGGAAGCCACUGCUCACUUCCAGUUGACAUUGAAUGAGAUACAGGCACAGAUGGAGCAACAUGAUGCCUACAAUGCUAAACUUCGCCAGGAAAAUGCUGAACUGGGAGAUAAAUUAAAGAAGCUUAUUGAACAAUAUGCACUGAGAGAAGAGCACAUUGACAAAGUCUUCAAACAUAAGGAACUUCAACAACAACUCAUUGAUGCCAAACUUCAGCAAACCACUCAGCUUAUGAAGGAAGCCGAAGAGAGGCAUCAGCGGGAAAGAGAGUUUUUGUUGAAUGAGGCAACUGAAACAAGGCAAAAGUUUGAAGAAUUAAAACAACAAGAAAGCCAACUGAAACAGCAGCUUUCACUUUACAUGGAUAAAUUUGAGGAAUUUCAAACAACAAUGGCAAAAAGCAAUGAACUUUUUACAACAUUUCGCCAAGAAAUGGAGAAGAUGACUAAGAAAAUAAAGAAACUUGAAAAGGAAACUGUUGUCUGGCGCACAAAGUGGGAAAAUAACAACAAAGCGCUACUGCAAAUGGCUGAAGAGAAAACUGUACGAGACAAGGAAUACAAAGCUCUGCAGGUUAAAUUAGAGCGUCUAGAGAAACUCUGCAGGGCACUUCAAACCGAGAGAAACCAGCUGAAUAAGGUGGUAGAGGUUCUUCAGGAGCAGUUGCUGGAUGAUGAGGAACCCACAGAGGGUGACACAUUAGAGACGAGUACAGGAGAGUCAAAUGAAGAAAUAAAUGGCAUCCCAGACAGAGGAGAGACUGGAAUUCAGCCCAGGCCUGCACUGGAGUCCUCAGAGGAACAGGCCCCAACAGAUAACACUGUGCUAAAGGGACCGCCUUCUGCCAUUGAUUCUGUUGACUAAGACAAGGUGUCGGCAUUGCUUGAAAACACAUACACAGACUUAUAUAUAUGUAUCAAUAUAAACUAUACAUAUAUAUUUUGUGUAUCAUUUGUUGGUGGUAAUUUGUUUGUGGUGACAAAUUUCUUACUUUUUUCUACCAUAUCUGUAUUUUCUUAGGACUACUGAACUACAUGUGGUACAUAAAGCUUCCUAGCAAAUUCA
Molecule: messenger RNA, 1915 nt
Organism: Xenopus laevis (African clawed frog)
Lineage: Eukaryota; Metazoa; Chordata; Amphibia; Anura; Pipidae
Gene: txlng.S
Product: taxilin gamma S homeolog
Exons: 10
Coding region: 200-1714 (504 amino acids)
Biological process (GO): regulation of cell cycle
Source: RefSeq, a predicted model, not a curated record